Zingiber officinale is the source of this 2091-nucleotide messenger RNA. RefSeq names its product pentatricopeptide repeat-containing protein At1g60770-like. NCBI's taxonomy places the organism in Eukaryota, Viridiplantae, Streptophyta, Magnoliopsida, Zingiberales, Zingiberaceae. Bases 125 to 1588 code for a protein of 487 amino acids. The record is from RefSeq and is a predicted model, not a curated record. Gene Ontology annotation, molecular function: protein binding. Gene Ontology annotation, cellular component: mitochondrion. The transcript is spliced from 2 exons.
CUGUCGACCCAAUCUCCAGCAAAUAAACCAAAAAAACCCUAAAACCGUCGGCGGCGGAGAGAGACUUGAGGUUGGAGCGUGGAGGAGAGAGACUCGCGGCGGAGAGAGACUUGAGUGGGAGUCGAUGGCGUUGGCGCCGAAGACGAGAGAGUUAGCGAAGCGAUCAGGUAAGUUCCUAGAGGAGGCGCUCUACAGGCGCCUCUUCCGGGAGGGCAACUCCCCCAUGACCGUGCGGAAUAAGCUCGAGGAGUUCCUCAAGAGCCACAAGCGCGUCCAUAAAUGGGAGGUUGGCGCCGCCAUCCGCAGGUUGCGUGAUCACAAGCUGUUCCGCCCCGCCCUCAAGCUAUCAGAGGUCAUGUCUAAAAGAGGAAUGAAUUUGACAGUGAGUGAUCAAGCAAUUCAUCUCGAUCUUGUUGCUAAGGCAAGAGGAAUUUCUUCAGCCGAAGAGUACUUUGUCAAUCUUCCAGAUGACUCUAAAAAUCAUCUCACAUAUGGUGCGCUCCUCAACUGCUACUGCAAAGAACUGCUAUCUGAGAAGGCAGAAGCUCUCAUGGACAAAAUGAAGGAAUUGGGGUUUGCUUCAAGCCCCAUGGCCUAUAACAGCUUGAUGACCCUGUACUCUAAAACUGACCAGCAAGGAAAGAUUUCAAGCAUCAUUCAAGAGAUGAAAGCCAAUGAUGUAACGCCGGAUUGUUUCACUUACAAUAUCUGGAUGCGGUCUUUUGCUGCCAUGAAAGAUAUCCCUGAGGUUGAGCGGGUUAUAGAAGAGAUGAAGAGAGAUGGGCGAGUUGAGGCUGAUUGGACAACUUACAGUAAUCUCGCUUCAAUUUAUGUUGAUGCUGGCAUGUUUCAGAAAGCAGAGGAUGCUCUGAAGGAGCUAGAAAAGAUGAACACGACUCAUGAUGCUGUUGCCUAUCAAUUCCUCAUCACUCUGUAUGGCCGCACGGGCAACCUUGUGGAAGUGCAUCGAGUAUGGCGAGCGAUGAAGGUGGCACGUCCGAAGAUGGUAAACAUGAGCUAUCUGAAUAUGAUCCAGGCAUUGGUCAAUCUGAAGGAUCUAUCUGGCGCUGAGGAAUGUUUCAAAGAAUGGGAUAACAAGCACGCAUCAUAUGAUAUCCGAAUUGCUAACGUAUUGAUCAAAGCUUAUAUCGAUGAAGGAAUGCUAGAUAAAGCCAACGAUUUCAAGAAACAUGCAAAGGAGCGUGGUGGAAGACUCAAUCCUAAAACAUGGGAGAUCUUUAUGAAUUACCAUCUUAAGAAUGAGGACAUAAAAAAGGCACACUGGUGCGCUGACCGUGCAAUUAAGAAGGGUAGAAGCCUAGGCAGAAUUUGGGUUCCUCCUAGUGAGGCCAUUACUGCCAUAAUGGCGUACUUUGAGAAAAUGAAGGAUGUUUCAGCUGCUGAGGAAUUCAUUGAGCUUCUACAGAAGGUACAAAAGAACCUAGGACCGGAGGUGUUUGAAAGCCUCAUAAGAACAUACGCGAAUGCCGGGAUGAAGAGCCCAGGUAUUCGGCGACGCUUGAAGAUGGAGAAUGUGGUUGUAAGUUCCGAUACGGAGAAAUUGCUUGACUCAAUCAGCAAUGAGUAAGGGAAUAAUUGUCAAUGUGGCCGCUUAAUUCGAACUUAUUACUUGCUUGUGGUUUCUUUCUGCAUUGGAUUUCAAAUAACCAUGAGCAUCUCUCGACUGUUGAAAGAAACAUGACUCGUGCAUUUGCCUUUCAAGUUUAGUUGUCUACACGUACAUUUUGAGUCAGAUGCCAUUCGAACCUAUUCUGGAUAUUUUGGCAACAGAAGUUGAUUAGGAAGUCUGGCCUCACCUGAGCCCUGAUCAGUUUCCACGCUUUGCAGGUAUUGGUAACUCUUCAGUCAGCAUUGACAGCUCUUGGCAACAUAACGAUGUGUUUUGUUGCAUAUCGAAUAUAUAAAGCAUCCUAAUAAGACUCAACGAGCUCCUAAGUUGAGUCCAUGAUAAGGGGAAAGGUAAUGACUAGUGGCCAUACUGUAUGUUUAAAAUAUAAUUAAGAUGUGUUUGCUUAAAGUUAGGAUCUGAAAAUUGAAAUGUUUGCUCUAUGAAAUUCAUCAUUUUGUGCU